GUGGCGUUGCCAUGGCGGCGUCUCUGGCGCAGGUGCUGGCCCUGGUGCUGGUGGCCGCUCUGUGGGGUGGCACGCAGCCGCUGCUGAAGCGGGCUUCCUCCGGCCUGCAGCAGGUCCACGAGCGGACGUGGGCCCGGCAGCUGCUGCAGGAGAUGAAGACCCUUUUCUUGAACGUUGAGUACCUGAUGCCCUUUCUACUCAACCAGUGUGGCUCCCUUCUCUACUACUUCACUUUGGCAUCAACAGACCUGACUCUAGCUGUCCCCAUCUGUAACUCUUUGGCCAUCAUCUUCACACUGAUUGUUGGGAAAGUCCUUGGAGAAGAUAUUGGUGGUAAACGUAAGUCAGGCUGCUACCCGGCAGUUGCUGGCGUGCUGCUCACCAUGACAGGAAUUACACUGUGCAUCACAAGCUCAGUGACCAAGACCCAGAGGCAACCAUCUACCUUUUGAGUGAGCCAACCCCCACCUCCAGCUCUGCUGUGUUCAGGAAGCUCCUGGACCUGGAGGUUCAGGCAGUGAGCAGAUGGAUCAGCACUUGCCUCUCUGUAUGUCAGCUUCCUCAUCUCUAUGGGGAUAAUGUUGGCCUUGUGAAUCGCAAUAAGAGAACAUCAAUGAACAAGUUUUGUAGCCUUCAAGUGUGGUCAACUGUUGGGAUUUAGCACUGGAGACACUGCUGUCUGUUGUCAUCUCAGGCUACUGUUACCGUGGCCUGCUCUGGACUGUCAUGGUGGCAGGUUCCAUGGAUUGCAGAGCCCCAACUGCAUUGAAAGGGCUAGCUGCAAUCUCUGGACCAGAAAUGUGACCACGAGGCAUCCAGACUUGUUAGAGUGCCUAAACUGACAUGGGGUAGAAUGCAUGGGGAGGAGUUACAUCUGAAUGUCUGUGGGCGAAAUGCUCAGAUGCCAGCCCCUCUCAAACAGGCAGCACCUGUGAAACACCUGGCCAGGAGCAGCCUUCAAUAAAGCUCUAGCAGCAAAGGUUA
Messenger RNA from Jaculus jaculus (lesser Egyptian jerboa), 984 nucleotides. RefSeq names its product transmembrane protein 234 (gene Tmem234). The record is from RefSeq and is a predicted model, not a curated record. The transcript has 5 exons. NCBI's taxonomy places the organism in Eukaryota, Metazoa, Chordata, Mammalia, Rodentia, Dipodidae. The coding region runs from base 12 to 452 and encodes 146 amino acids.